AUGGAAGAACGGAAGGGAUUAGAGUUGCUGGAGGUUGCUCGCUCGUUCGGUUAUGGAACUGGGGAUAUGUUGCGUUUUGCAGUUGUGUUUGGGUUAAGUGCGGUUGGCAGGGGUGGGGAAGAGGGUGUGAAAUUGGGUGAAAAUGGUGACAUCAGCAACAGCAGCUUCUACGGCCCCAUCAACAGCAACUUCCGCAGCAUGAUUCCUGACAACGGCGCUCUGCUCAACAUCGCAGGCAACUUCUUCUAUAGCGACCCCAUGCUCUACGCCGAUGGCUGCCAGUUCUGCCCCUCGGGGGUCAUCCAGCCCCUUGUUUUAACACUAGACGACCUCACCGGACCCUCUGGAGGCCGGUGUGGACCCCAGGGGUUGGGAGGAUUUGUUGAGACAACACGUGCAGGGGCCAACAAGCGGGCUGAGGCGAGUCUGCGGCGGAAUUGCUUCACAUUGAACAAGCAGAUGGAGUGCACGGCGAACGAGACGCAGCGCAGCAGCGACGAGUGCCUGGCAUUCUGCAGCAUGUCGCGGGAGCUGGGGCAGUGCGACGGGCACGGAGCGUGUGUGCCGCCGCAGGCGGGGGCAGCAGAGGCGCGCUUCACGUGUGAGUGCGACGACGGCUUCGUCCCCACCAACGGCACCCUCGGCUCCACCUGCGCCCGCCCUGCUCCGCUCCCUCCACAAGCGCUCUCCACGGGCGCAGUGGUCGGCAUCGCUGUGGGCUCUGCUGCCGCUUUUGCGCUCCUCCUCACUCUUGUUUUCACGCUGCUCUGGCCCCGCCAACGAAGGAAGUGGGGCGACCUGGACGUGUGUCACGAGUUCAGCAUCGGGGAGAUUCUGCGGGCGACAGACCACUGGUCGAGUGCGAGUGUGUUGGGGAAGGGCGGCUUUGCCACGGUGUACAAGGGCGUGUCGGAGAAGGGCGAGCCAUGGGCCAUCAAGCGCAAUGAGCUCAUGUCCAACGACUUCGAGAAGGAGGUGCGGGCGAUGGCGUCGCUGCGGCAUGAGCACGUGGUGCGCCUGUUGGGAUUCUGCCUGCAUCAGAACGUGGAGAGCGGCCAGCAGGAGCAGAUUCUCGUCUAUGAGUUCGUGCCAAACGGGGAUCUCAAGUUCCACAUCCACGACUCAAAGAGUAAGCUCCCAAUGCAUGUGCUCUCCCAUGGGGACCUCAAGUACCACAUCCACGACUCCAAGAGCGUAGCGACCCACCCCCGUCCCCCCACCCAGCAUCCCCCUUGCCCCACCCCAUGCAUGGCAGGCGACGCGCAAGGUGCAGGCGCAGCGCGCAAGGUGCAGGCGUACGAGUUCAGCUCGCUGAAGGACGCGGCACUGGAGGCCUCGGAGGAUGCGGUGGUGGAGUUUGACGACAUCGCUCUCGACUGCGUCAAGGUGCCCGGCUCCCGCCGCCCCCCCAUGAAGGACGUCGCCCGCCGCCUGCAGGCCCUCCUCUCUAAAUACUGCAGCGAAGGGACCUGCAACCCCCAUGAACCGAGCACACGCAUGACGGAGACCAUGGAGGAGAGCCUGGAAAAGCUCACGGGUGGUGGCACCGGUGGUGACAUGGACACUUUUGGCAAGAUAGAUAUUUCGGAGGAGUUUCAGGCAUUUCACGCGUGCCCCCCCAUGAAGGACGUCGCACGCCGCCUGCAGGCGCUCCUCUCCAGGCAUUGCAGCGAGGGAGAGUGCGCCCCCCUUGAACCGAGCAUGCCCGUGAAGGAGAGCACAAACGAGACUAUGGAGGAGAGCCUGGAGAGGCUCACGGGUGGUGGCAGGGAUAGGAGUGGGAUUUCAGAGGAGUUCUAA
Molecule: messenger RNA, 1800 nt
Organism: Closterium sp. Naga37s-1
Lineage: Eukaryota; Viridiplantae; Streptophyta; Zygnematophyceae; Desmidiales; Closteriaceae
Source: the annotation of a GenBank genome assembly